Budorcas taxicolor (takin) is the source of this 11684-nucleotide messenger RNA. It is a transcript of the gene MAST4, whose product is annotated as microtubule associated serine/threonine kinase family member 4. The coding region runs from base 1 to 9189 and encodes 3062 amino acids. The record is from RefSeq and is a predicted model, not a curated record. The transcript is spliced from 32 exons. Gene Ontology annotation, biological process: peptidyl-serine phosphorylation; intracellular signal transduction. NCBI's taxonomy places the organism in Eukaryota, Metazoa, Chordata, Mammalia, Artiodactyla, Bovidae. Gene Ontology annotation, molecular function: magnesium ion binding; protein binding; protein serine/threonine kinase activity.
AUGGGGGAGAAAGUUUCGGAGGCGCCUGAGCCAGUGCCCCGCGGCUGCAGCAGUCACGGUGCUCCGACUCCCGCCCCUGCGGUGGCUGCCGAGUCCUCGCCCGGCGCUUCCUCGGCGGAGUCCUCCUCGGGCUCGGAAACUCUGUCGGAGGAAGGGGAGUCUGGCUUCUCCCGCGAGCAGCCGCCGCCGCCGCCGCCGCCGCCGCCGGGUGGAGCUCGGCCGGCCGCCGCGUGGGCUCCCGCGCUCGCGGUGCCGGAGCGUGGAGUCUCAGCGCCGCCGCCGCGCCCGGGAGGAGCCGCGCCACCCGCGCCCCGGGGCAGCAGCGCGUCCCAGGAGGAGCAGGACGAGGAGCUUGAUCACAUAUUAUCCCCUCCACCCAUGCCAUUUCGGAAAUGCAGCAACCCAGACGUGGCUCCUGGCCCUGGGAAGUCGCUGAAGUUUAAAAGACAGCUGAGUGAGGAUGGAAGACAGCUGCGACGGGGGAGCCUGGGAGGUGCUCUGACUGGCAGGUAUCUCCUUCCAAACCCGGCUGCUGGGCAAGCCUGGGCGACCUCUGCGGAGACGUCCAACCUCGUGCGCAUGCGCAGCCAGGCCCUUGGCCAGUCGGCGCCCUCGCUCACCGCCAGCCUGAAGGAGCUGAGUCUUCCCAGAAGAGGAAGUCUGAUAGAUUCCCAGAAGUGGAAUUGCUUGGUCAAACGUUGCCGAACCAGCAACCGGAAAAGCUUGAUAGGCAAUGGACAGUCCUCAGCAUUGCCUCGGCCCCACUCACCUCUUUCUGCUCAUGCAGGAAAUAGCCCUCAAGAUAGUCCAAGAAAUUUCUCCCCCAGUGCCUCGGCUCAUUUUUCAUUUGCACGGAGGACUGAUGGACGCCGCUGGUCCUUGGCUUCUCUCCCCUCCUCUGGCUAUGGGACAAACACUCCCAGCUCUACGGUCUCUUCAUCCUGUUCCUCCCAGGAGAAGUUGCAUCAGUUACCAUAUCAACCGACACCAGAUGAAUUACACUUCUUAUCAAAACAUUUUUGUACCACCGAAAGCAUCACCACAGAGAACAGAUGCAGAAACACACCCAUGCGCCCCCGUUCCCGAAGUCUAAGCCCUGGACGUUCUCCCGCCUGCUGUGACCAUGAAAUAAUUAUGAUGAACCAUGUCUACAAAGAAAGGUUCCCAAAGGCUACAGCUCAGAUGGAAGAGCGCCUAAAGGAAAUCAUCACCAGCUACUCUCCAGACCAUGUUCUCCCCCUUGCAGAUGGAGUGCUCAGCUUCACUCACCAUCAGAUUAUUGAACUGGCUCGAGAUUGUUUGGAUAAAUCCCACCAGGGUCUCAUCACCUCACGAUACUUCCUUGAAUUACAGCACAAAUUAGAUAAGUUACUACAGGAGGCUCACAAUCGUUCAGAUAGUGGAGAGCUGGCAUUUAUUAAACAACUAGUUCGAAAGAUCCUGAUUGUUAUUGCCCGCCCUGCUCGCUUAUUAGAGUGCCUGGAAUUUGAUCCUGAAGAAUUUUACUACCUAUUGGAAGCAGCAGAAGGCCAUGCCAAAGAAGGACAGGGUAUUAAAACUGACAUUCCCAGGUACAUCAUUAGCCAGCUUGGCCUCAAUAAAGAUCCUCUGGAAGAAAUGGCUCAACUGGGAAACUAUGAUAGCGGGACAGCAGAAACACCAGAAACAGAUGAAUCCGUGAGUAGCUCUAAUGCUUCCCUGAAACUUCGAAGGAAACCUCGGGAAAGUGAUUUUGAAACGAUUAAAUUGAUCAGCAACGGAGCCUAUGGGGCAGUCUAUUUCGUUCGGCACAAGGAAUCCCGGCAGAGGUUUGCCAUGAAGAAGAUUAAUAAGCAGAACCUCAUCCUCCGCAACCAGAUCCAGCAGGCCUUUGUGGAGCGGGAUAUCCUGACUUUUGCAGAAAACCCUUUUGUUGUCAGCAUGUAUUGCUCCUUUGAGACCAGGCGCCACUUGUGCAUGGUCAUGGAAUAUGUGGAAGGGGGUGACUGUGCUACCUUAAUGAAGAACAUGGGUCCUCUCCCCGUUGAUAUGGCCAGGAUGUACUUUGCUGAGACGGUCCUGGCCUUGGAAUAUCUACAUAAUUAUGGAAUUGUACAUAGGGAUUUGAAACCAGACAAUUUGUUGGUCACCUCCAUGGGGCACAUAAAGCUGACAGAUUUUGGAUUAUCCAAGGUGGGACUCAUGAGCAUGACUACCAAUCUUUACGAGGGUCAUAUUGAGAAGGAUGCCCGAGAGUUCCUGGACAAGCAGGUCUGUGGCACACCUGAAUACAUUGCACCAGAAGUGAUUCUGAGGCAGGGCUACGGGAAGCCAGUGGACUGGUGGGCCAUGGGGAUUAUUCUCUAUGAAUUUCUGGUUGGAUGCGUGCCAUUCUUUGGGGACACUCCAGAAGAGCUAUUUGGACAAGUCAUCAGUGAUGAGAUCAACUGGCCUGAAAAGGAUGAGGCUCCACCCCCUGAUGCCCAGGAUCUGAUUACCUUGCUCCUCAGGCAGAAUCCCCUGGAGAGACUGGGAACAGGUGGUGCAUAUGAAGUCAAACAGCAUCGAUUCUUCCGUUGCUUAGACUGGAACAGUUUGCUGAGACAGAAGGCAGAAUUUAUUCCCCAACUGGAAUCUGAAGAUGACACAAGUUAUUUUGAUACUCGGUCAGAGAAGUACCAUCAUAUGGAGACCGAGGAAGAAGAUGACACGAAUGAUGAAGACUUUAAUGUGGAAAUAAGGCAGUUUUCCUCAUGUUCACAUAGGUUUUCUAAGGUUUUCAGCAGUAUGGAUCGAGGUACUCAGAAUUCAGGAGAAGAGAAGGAAGACCCUGGGGACAAAACUAAAAGCACAACUUUGCCAUCCACGGAAACGUUAAGCUGGAGUUCAGAGUAUUCUGAAAUGCAACAGUUAUCCACAUCCAACUCUUCGGAUACUGACAGCAACAGACAUAGGAUCGGUUCUGGGCUGCUUCCCAAGCUGGCCGUUUCAGCAGAGGCAGAACAUGAUGGGGCCGCUCCCCAGCCCAGAGAGCUGCACGAGGAGCCGGAAAAGCCAGCCCUCCCCGCUGCAGAGAGUGCCCAGGAGGAGCCCGAGGUCACCACCCCGGCCAGCACGAUCAGCAGCUCCACUCUGUCAGUUGGCAGUUUUUCAGAGCACUUGGAUCAGAUAAAUGGACGAAGCGAGUGUGUGGACAGUACAGACAAUGCCUCCAAGCCCUCCAGUGAGCCCGCCUCUCACAUGGCUCGGCAGCGCUUAGAAAGCACAGAGAAACAGAAAGCCUCGGGGAAAGUCACAAAGUCCCUUUCUGCCAGUGCCCUGUCCCUCAUGAUCCCAGGAGAUAUGUUCGCUGUUUCUCCACUGGGAAGUCCAAUGUCUCCCCACUCCCUGUCCUCGGACCCUUCUUCCUCAAGGGAUUCCUCUCCCAGCCGAGAUUCUUCAGGAGCUUCUGCCAGUCCACACCAGCCCAUUGUGAUCCACAGUUUAGGGAAGAACUAUGGUUUCACCAUUCGAGCCAUCCGGGUGUACGUGGGAGACAGCGACAUUUACACAGUGCAUCAUAUCGUUUGGAAUGUCGAAGAAGGAAGUCCCGCUUGCCAGGCAGGACUGAAGGCUGGGGAUCUGAUCACGCACAUCAAUGGAGAACCGGUGCAUGGACUUGUCCACACGGAAGUUAUAGAGCUCCUGCUAAAGAGUGGAAAUAAGGUGUCAAUCACGACCACCCCAUUUGAAAACACAUCAAUCAAAACGGGACCGGCCAGGAGAAACAGCUAUAAGAGCCGGAUGGUGAGGCGGAGCAAGAAAUCUAAGAAGAAGGAAAGUCUGGAAAGGAGGAGAUCCCUUUUCAAAAAACUAGCCAAGCAGCCUUCUCCUUUACUCCACACCAGCCGAAGUUUCUCCUGCUUGAACCGAUCCUUGUCAUCAGGGGAGAGCCUCCCAGGGUCCCCCACUCACAGCUUGUCUCCCCGAUCCCCUACACCCAGCUACCGUUCCACCCCUGACUUCCCAUCCGGCACUAACUCCUCCCAGAGCAGCUCCCCAAGCUCCAGCGCUCCCAACUCCCCAGCGGGGUCAGGACACAUCCGGCCCAGCACACUCCAUGGUCUGGCCCCCAAACUCAGUGGGCAGCGCUACCGGUCAGGAAGGCGGAAGUCAGCCGGCAGCAUCCCCCUGUCUCCACUGGCCCGGACACCCUCUCCAACCCCACAGCCCACCUCCCCGCAGCGCUCCCCAUCCCCUCUGCUGGGGCACUCACUUGGCAAUUCCAAGAUGGCUCAAGCCUUUCCCAGCAAAAUGCACUCCCCACCCACCAUCGUCAGGCACGUCGUGAGGCCCAAGAGUGCAGAACCCCCUCGGUCCCCACUGCUCAAGCGCGUGCAGUCGGAGGAGAAGCUCUCUCCCUCCUAUGGAGGCGACAAGAAGCACCUGUGCUCCCGCAAGCACAGCCUGGAGGUCACCCAGGAGGAGGUGCCGCGGGAGCAGCAACAGCGGGAAGUGACCUUGCAGAGCCUGGAGGAGAAUGUGUGCGACGCGCCUGCCCUCAGCCGGGCCAGGCCCGUGGAGCAGGGCUGCCUGAAACGCCCCGUGUCCCGGAAGCUGGGCCGCCAGGAGUCUGUGGACGAGCUGGACCGAGAGAAGCUAAAGGCCAAGGUGGUGGUGAAGAAACCUGACGGGCUCUCGGAAAAACAGGAAUCCCGUCCAAAGCCCCACGGACUCGGCAGUGACUUGGAAAACCUCUGUGCUUUUAGGCUCGAAGAGAGAGACAAGAAAAUCUAUCCGAAAGCUUCAGAGAGGUCAAAUCAUUUUGAAAGCAAAGCAGCCGUGCAGGAGGCCCAGCCCCUGUCCAGCCUUUUGAAAGAUGCUCUCCACAAGCAGGCCAACGUGCGGGCCAGCGAGGGUGUCACCUCUGAGGGGGCAACGGCAGCUGGGGACCACGGCCAGGGGACCACCUGUGACCUCAAACGAGCCUCGACGCACAGCCCCCUCCAAGACGGCCUCUGUCACACCACCCACAGGUCCACCUCUGGGAAGGGGGACACCGCAGAGAAGGUCCCCCAGGCCAAGGAGGGUCUGCGGUGUGAGAAGUUAGACGGCAAGUUGGCCAACAUCGAUUACCUCCGAAAGAAGAUGUCCCUCGAAGACAAAGACGAGAGCCUCUGCUCUGUGCUCAAGCCCAAGGUGACGGCCAGUGCCCAGGAGUGCCUGCCUGGGAGCCUGGGCCGGCCCGUGGGAGGGCAGCAGGAGGCCCCGCCAGCCUCCGAGGGCCGCACACCGUUCAUCAGCAGCGCCCACGCAGCUCAGCUCAGCGCCGUCUCCUUUGUCCCUCUCAAGGCCCUUUCUGGCCGGGUGGACAGUGGAACAGAGAAGCCAGGCUUGGCUGCCCCAGAGUCGCCUGUCCGGAAAAGCCCCUCCGAGUACAAGCUGGAAGGGAGGUCUGUGUCGUGCCUGAAGCCCAUUGAAGGCACCUUGGACAUCGCUCUCCUGUCGGGACCUCAGGCCUCCAAGACAGAGCUGCCUUCCCCGGAGCCUGCCCAGAGCCCCAGCCCAGGCAGUGAUGCGGAGUCCCCCGUGCCCCUGGCUCUCCCCAACAGUGCAGGGAGGAAGGCUGACACUGCGGGUCAGAGAGAGUCCUCCCCUGCCAGCUUCAAGGUGAACAAAUCCUAUCUGCUUGAGCCCCGGUUCCCACCGUCCAGUCGGGGUCUGCAGAGUUCACCAGUGGCUGCCCCGCCUGACCCAGAGCUGAAGCUGGACAAGAAGGUCUCCCAGGCAGCCCGUGCCCCAGCGACCAUCAUGGAGAACCAUCCUCAGCAGGGAGAGGGCCACCCCAGCCAACACCAAGACCGCAGCCCUGACGUUAAGCUCCUUCCCUUCCCAGGGCAGAACCUCCAAGGCGCCAAUGCAUCUAGAUCCCUCAGCCCACUCUCGCCUGAAAGUGUCCCUUCCAGGGAGAAGCCGAGUGGCAGAGAGUUGUCCGAAAGGGGCCCGUCAGUAGUUAGGAGCGAGUGGUCAGCUGUGAGGUCCGACAUCCGCAGAAACCCCUCCAAGGAACUGUGUCCCCCAGAAGCUGCUAAACCCAGCGACAGCUCCCAAACCCUCCCUGUGGUGGGGAGGACCCACCCGGAUGUCUCCACCCAGAUCCAGGCCUUGGAGAAAGCAUGUGGGCCUUGUGGGAGAGCAAAGCCCAGAGAUGGCCGAGAGGAGGUGAGGCUGCUGGCCAGAGCGGACUCCUCUUUGCGCUCUGCGGGGGCUCCUUGUGAGAGAGAGCUGGGCGCAGAGAGUGGCCUGGAAUCCAAGAUGGAACCUGCUUCUACCAGGCGGUCUCUGGAGCCGCCCAGGCCAGAGAGUGAGAAGAGUAGAAGGCUUUCUGGUUUCCAGUCUGUUCAGAAAGACAGUCCCAAGGAACCGGAAAGGAAAGAACAGCCUCUGCAAAAGCACGUCACCAGUAGUUCUCAGCCAGGUCCUAAGGAACUGGAAAGGAAAGAACAGCCUCUGCAAAAGCAUGUCACCAGUAGUUCUCAGCCAGGUCCCAAGGACCUGGAAAGGAAAGAACAGCCUCUGCAAAAGCACCUCACCAGUAGUUCUCAACCAGGUCCUAAGGAACUGGAAAGGAAAGAACAGCCUCUGCAAAAGCAUGUCACCAGUAGUUCUCAGCCGGGUCCCAAGGAACUGGAAAGGAAAGAACAGCCUCUGCAAAAGCACCUCACCAGUAGUUCUCAACCAGGUCCUAAGGAACUGGAAAGGAAAGAACAGCCUCCACAAAAGCAUGUCACCAGUAGCUCUCAGCUGAGUCCCAAGGAACCAGAAAUGAAAGAACAGCCCCUGCAAAAGCACCUCUUGAGUAGUUCUCAGCCGGGUCUCAAGGAACUGGAAAGGAAAGAACAGUGUUUGCAAAAGUACCUCACCAGUACCUCUCAGCUGGGUCCCAAGGAACCGGAAAGGAAAGAACAACCUCCACAAAAGCAUGUCACCAGUAGUUCUCAGCUGAGUCCCAAGGAACCAGAAAUGAAAGAACAGCCCCUGCAAAAGCACCUCACCAGUAGUUCUCAGCUGGUUCCCAAGGAACUAGAAAGGAAAGAACAAUGUUUGCAAAAGCACCUCACCAGUAGUUCUCAGGUGGGUCCCAAGGAACUAGAAAGGAAAGAACAGUCCCCACAAAAGCACCUCACCAGUAGUUCUCAGCCAGGUCCCAAGGACCUGGAAAGGAAAGAACAGCCUCUGCAAAAGCAUGUCACCAGUAGUUCUCAGCCAGGUCCUAAGGAACUGGAAAGGAAAGAACAGCCUCUGCAAAAGCAUGUCACCAGUAGUUCUCAGCCGGGUCCUAAGGAACUGGAAAGGAAAGAACAGCCUCCACAAAAGCAUGUCACCAGUAGCUCUCAGCUGAGUCCCAAUGAACCAGAAAUGAAAGAACAGCCCCUGCAAAAGCACCUCUCGAGUAGUUCUCAGCCGGGUCUCAAGGAACUGGAAAGGAAAGAACAGUGUUUGCAAAAGCACCUCACCAGUACCUCUCAGCUGGGUCCCAAGGAACCAGAAAGGAAAGAACAAUGUUUGCAAAAGCACCUCACCAGUAGUUCUCAGGUGGGUCCCAAGGAACUAGAAAGGAAAGAACAGCCCCCACAAAAGCACCUCACCAGUAACUCUCAGCCAGGUCCCAAGGAACUGGAAGGGAAAGAACAGUGUUUGCAGAAGCACCUCACCAGUAGUUCUCAGCUGGGUCCCAAGGAACUGGAAAGGAAAGAACAGCCUCCACAAAAGCAUCACCUCACCAGUAGCUGUCAGCCCUCACCCCCCACCAAAGAGCUCCCUGGCCUGGCUUGUCAGCACCGCAUUCUGCCCAGCCACCCUGCUGCCUCUCUGCCAGGGAGCACGCCCUGUGCUACAGACUCCAGCUUCCAGGAUGCUCUCAGGCCCACUGCUGUGCCCAGUGACAGCAGUAGCCACAAGCCCAGGUCUGACCCCGACCUGGGCCCUCCAAAGUCUAAGUUCCCAGACCAGCCCCUCUCCUCCCAGAAGCCGAGUGCUGAGGCUGCAGUGAGCAAAGAGCCUGGCGCUCCGACCCUCGGCAGAGCGGGGGUGGGGAGUGGUAAGGGUGUAUCAGAGGAGUUCCCUGUCCUCCCAAGUCCCCAGAAAACAGCCCGUGAAGUGAUCGGCCAGGGAGCCAGUGGGCGCUCAGUCCCCCUGCCCACAGAAGGGGGUCCUCUAGACACAAAGCUGAGACCCCCCAGCGCUGGGUGUCCCCCAGAGGCACUGGAGAUGCUCGGACAUCCACCUGGGCGAGGACUCCUCGGGGCCAGUGAGUCAGUGGACCAGAAACUUCCCACCGUCAGGGAAAGGCAAAACCUGUCUCCAAAGGCCCCCACACCAUCCACUGUGAAAGAUUGUCCCCCUCUGUGCAAACAGACAGACAGGAGCCCGAGUCCGCUGGCCACCAGUGCUGACGCCGGCAAGUCUGAAGGCAAGAAACGCACUGAAGCACUUUACACCCCUGCGGAUGGGGAGAAGCCAGGGGCUGGCUUGUCCUCGGUGCACAGCGAGGCUGGGCCCAAGGGUGCGGAGCAGCCGGCAGCAGCCGCUGGGAAGGGCUGGCCAGAGGCCAAGGGGAAAGGGCUCGGUCCCCAGAAGCCACUGACCGAGGCGAGCAAGCCCAGCGGCAUGAAGCGGUCACCUUCAGCCACAGUGCAGAGCUCUCUCGGCUGUGCCACCCUCCCAGGGAAGUCUCAGAGCUAUUCCUGUGGCUUUCCUGAGGCCAGACCAGCAGUUCCAGAGACUUCUACCACCUCCAGCAACACCUCUGCCAAGGCCAGCGGGCCUGCAGCAGAAUGCCCAGCCUCCAGCAGCAGGGACCAGCAGAAACCCCUGCCUAGCGGGAGUGGCAGAACCCAAAUGACCAAGAGCGACUCCUUGCCAUCCUUCCGUAGCUCAGCCGCCACUCUGGAGUCCCAGCACCCCAGCCCUGGCCUGGUGGUGGGCACCAGCCACCGGGACAGGGCCCUCUCAGUAACCACCGCCGUGGGAGAAACCAAAGGGAAGGAGCCAGCCCCCACCCAGCCAGCUCAGACCAGGAACCAGAAUGUGAGCAGAGAGGCGGCCAAGCCAUCCCCCGCUCCAAGCACUGAGCGCCCCGUCAUUCUUCCUUCUGAGAAGGACACUGGGCUGCGACAGAGGCGGGGGAAAGAGAGUUUGCGCGGCAGCCCCAACAAAAAGGCCUUGUGAUGGGGCAGGCCCGGGCGGCACUGGGGAAACCCACCCUGCGUGUGUCACUGCGUCUUGACUACCUUGGAAACCAGCAUCGUGGGACACCACCCCCCUGCUAUCGGCAGAGCCUGGAGCCUCACUGAAGAAGCGAGGAGACAAGAGACAGAGAAAGAGGGGACCUUCUUCCAAAUGCCUUCCCAAAUUGGAACCGGCAAACUUACCAGAUAGUGUUUGUACAAAAUAAAACAAAAAAAAAACAAAAAAAUUCUUUCUGGUUGAGGUUGAGGGUUGUUGAGGGAAAAGAUUUUCUCUGUAAAUAUCUAGCAAUGUGUUUGGUUUGGGGUGUAGAGUUGAUACCUUGCUGCUGAUGGCGUCAUUUACUACAACUUUUGGGUUUUCUUUAAGUAGGAUUUUUGCUCUACCAUUGAUCAUGAUGCAGUCAUGAAGCGAAAUGGCUAAAAUGGUGUUUGUUAAAAUAUAGAUGCACCCAUAUUCAUGUAUAUACACAUCCACCCACGUGUUUUGGUCUGUGGUUGAAAAGACUCUUGCAAGGCUACAUUUUUUUCCAAGUUAAAACAUUCUGAGUAGAGUUGAUGGUGGAAGAAAGCCUGAAAUACACUAGAUGGUGAGUUUGUAUGUGUAUUUUUAACCAGAAAUUUUGAUAGCGCUGUAUCUGGCUACCUAUAUUUCCAGAUCUAAAGCAAGAAUGACUCGAAUCACUGCGUCUGGAAUGCUGCUCCAUCAGGAAUGGCCACAACAGAUGGAGCUAGCCGUUUUCAUUUCACUAAUGGCCAUUUUGAUCCUGGGCCCAACUGUCUCCAAGGCCAGUUGUCCUUGUGUGUGGAUGUGGGUGUCGACUCUUCACUAUAGGUAGAGCGAGGGCUAUAAACACACGUUGACUUUUAUUUCUGUUCUGCUUUCCCUCCUUCUCAUGCUCUUAAAUAAACUCAGGCCUUUAUGCUAUGAGUCGCUAGUCCAAGAAGCACACAUUUUGUAGUAGUUCUGCGCCCGCCCUGCUGUUGAACAAAACAGAAAAUAACUGGCCGCACACAAAUCUGCUCGUAUUUAGGUUGAUUAAUAAGCACUAGGCAUUGGAAGAGGUUUUCACUUUGCUUUUUUGAGGAAAAGUGGAGGGGGUAUGGAUUUUGGCAUCAUAGCAUAUAUUUUAAGGAAUAAUCAGGACAUCAGAUACAUUUUAAUACAUAGCUGGGGCCUUAUGUUGUAGAUGAAGCUUGCUGUUUUUAGCAAGUUCCUGGGUUUCACAUUCAUUUCUGGUGCAUCAAGUAGCUCCAUACAUUUCAUAACAUGGUCUCUUUAUUUGUAUGCAAAAAAUAUAUAUACUGUAUUAAUAAAGAGCAGCAUUUUUGUAAUAAAAAGACUUGGAGCUAUUUGGUGCUUGAAUGUGACUGUCCUUUUUACUUUUGCUAAGCCUUAUUUAAAUUUUGUAUACCAUGGAAUAUGUAGGAUUUGUCCAAUGAUUUUAGUGCUGAGGGGGUCUUUGUGUUUUUUGUUGCAGUUUUCCUGGUGGCUUGUUUUGUAUUGUAAGACAGCACUUGCUGGCGUAAGUACUAAGCACUAAGAGAAAAUACACACAGAUAAGCAUUUAUAAGAUGCUUGGGAUCCAUAGCAGGAUUUUUGUUCUGUUUUGUAAGAGAAAAAAUCACCAGUAAAUACUAGUCCAGCACCCAACCCCGCUCCCCGCAGGGAUAUCUUAGUAUCUUCAGGCUAUAAAAUUGUUCACCUAAGCACAGCAUCAUCUUACAUCCCUGUGGAUUGUAAAUCAUUUAGUGAGGCUAUAAACUCCACUCCAAAAACAAUUGCUUGGUUGUCCUUCAUUGUAAAAUGAGUUGACAGUGGUGGAAAAACUCUCUUCCUUGCCCCUAACUUUUUUCCCAUAAGGUUCUAGCCAUUCCCCAUCACUAUGUUGUGAAUUGUAGAAGAAACAAAUAUUUUGAAAGAACUUAAAUGGGUUUCAAAAAUGGUCUCAACAUUUAUAAUUCAUACCUGCAUUCGGCGGCUGUCAUAACCCAACCCUUCUGCGCCCAGACAUCUAGACAGGUCUGUCGGGGAGGUAGUGUAUGGUUUACAGCCUUUGCUUUUUAACUGUCCAGUUUUCUUUAAAGCACAACUAGCUGCUUGUUUACAAAUGAUAUUUUAAAAUGUAUAUUUUGUAUAGUGUAUUUUCAUUUUUGCCAAAUAUGUUUUUGCAUUUUGGAUGGCUACAGAGUCCCUAAGAUUGCAUUUGUGUAAUACCUGUCUGUUGUUGUAAACCUCUCCAGUCAGAUGGUAGAAAUUCUCCUGUGUUCUGUUUGGUCGGUCUCCUGUGAUUGUAAGGUGUGCUCCUCGCUAGUACUCCCAGCUGUAGAUUUACCAGCUUAAAGUUUGUUAGGAUCUGUGCAAUAAAGUGUUUGCAGUCUUAUUUUCUCUAAGGAAUUCCCUAUGGAUGUCAUAAUUGUUGUAUAUUGAACAAAUAUUUAUACUUAUGCAGUUGCAUAACAUUGAAAUAAAAAUUU